AUUCGAGAAAAAUUAUCGAUCCAAAUUGUUACGCAUUCGUUUUGAGUCAUUUGGGUUUCAUUUUCGAUUUUCGUGUUUACAAUAUGGCAACUCUUUGAUUCUCUUAACAAUUAAGGUUUGUCUCAAUUCGGAUUUUGCUUUUGAUUAUCGAACAUUAAAUUGAUUGAUUUUGUAAUUGUCACCAAUUCAAGUGGAUAGAAUGUUAUUCAGAUUUUUAAUUGUUCCAUUGGCUCUUCUCCCUUUCGCCUGUGGUUAUGGUAAAUUAAUCCAAUUGGGUGAUGGUUUACUCCAAGAACUUUUCAACCGAUAUGGAUCAAGUAUAAAAGAUGAUCCAUUUGAAGUAGAUUUUGAUAAACAAGGAGGUGGAAGUUUAAACUUACCUGUUGAUGAAGGAACUUUAAGUAAAAUCCCUCGAUCAAAAUUCCAAACUCGUAUUGAUGACAUUCUAUUAGGAAGUGAACCUUCACUUCGUGACUCCGAAUAUCUUGAACAUUCAUCACUUUUCGGACCAAAAUACGUUCAAGGAGGUGCAGGGGAAGGUCGACAAUUGUUAAAACCCGAUGGAUCUGUUGAAAACUUCCAAGUGAUCAAAUCAGAUUCCAUUUUACCAGCGUAUUGUGAUCCUCCGAAUCCAUGUCCAAUCGGCUAUACAACUGAUGAUGGUUGCUUGGAGACUUUUGUUAACUCAGCGACAUUUAGCCGUGACUAUCAAUCAUCACAAAAGUGUAUGUGCGACCGUGAGCACAUGUUUGAAUGCUCAGGUAACACGGAGGAAAAUCAAUUGGACGCUUUGGCUCGAUCGAUACAAAACAAUGUAAUUUCAGAUUCGGAAUUUGAUGAAUUGGUCGACCGAAUGCAAGAAGGACACAAAGUGGUCGCUAAAAAGUUUCACGCCACCAAAAAGCGUAAUCCUGAUUAUCUAAUGGGCGAGAAAUUACCAGUGGUCGCCAAGAAAUCACCUCAUCUUGCUAAGAACUGAAUUAACUAAUUUGAGAAAACCGUUAAUUUCCAUUCAUCUCUUAUCCUCCAUUACUUCUGAUUAUUGAUUGUGAAUUCCUUAAUUUCCUAUUGAUCUCUUUCUGAUUGUUAACUAUCAUAAUUGUAAUUGUUUCAUAUCACAAUUCUAUUUAAUCUCUUGAUUGUUUCCAAUUCCGAUUUAAUUUCCGAUUGUUUCAACUGUCUCAAUUCAAAUUAUUUUUAUUUUUAUCAUGAUUACAUCUCCAAUUGUUAUUAUCAUCAACCUGAUUAACUGGCAACAAUUUAAAGCUCUAACAAAAAAUAAAAGAUAUCCUUUAAUUCAAA
This is a messenger RNA of Panonychus citri (citrus red mite), 1302 nucleotides long. RefSeq names its product neuroendocrine protein 7B2-like (gene 7B2). Bases 200 to 979 code for a protein of 259 amino acids. Lineage: Eukaryota; Metazoa; Arthropoda; Arachnida; Trombidiformes; Tetranychidae. The transcript has 5 exons. Gene Ontology annotation, biological process: neuropeptide signaling pathway; regulation of hormone secretion. The record is from RefSeq and is a predicted model, not a curated record. Gene Ontology annotation, molecular function: enzyme regulator activity. Gene Ontology annotation, cellular component: secretory granule.